AUGCCUCACUGGUAUUUCCAAAGGCUACUGAGCGCCUCGCUGCUGGUGCUGAGCGCUUCGAGAUGGGGUAGCUCACAAGAAACUCCACCAACAAUCAAGUACACUGCAUCUCGCGGCGGAAGUGUGAAGUGCCUCAGCGAGAUCAACGCUGUACGCGAGGCAGCUGGGUUGCCCAACUUCGGAGAGGCCUCAGGGGACGGACAAUUGAGUGAUCCAGGCACUUCAGAGCUAGGCAAAGACACUGAAUGGAGAAAACUCUGCGAAUAUUUGAUUCCAACGCAAACAGAACCUGUAGAGGCGGCAAGUGCAGCGAAACCAUUUGAACAAGGAACAUAUGCGUUCAAGUCCCUCACCACCGCAGAACCUAACUGCAAGGAGACAGUUGAUUACUGGAAGUCGGCCUUCAAAAAUUUCUCCGGACUGCCACCAUCAAAGAGUCAAGCAGGACAGCUGUACAACAGCCAAGAAAACGUUUCUUUUGUAGCCUUGUACAACCCCGCAUCUGAUGCCACUGCAGAUUGCCGAGUUAUCACUUGCACUAAAACCACAACUCCUGGAGAAUCAGUCGUGAGCAGUGAUCCACAGGGAAGUAAAGAAAAUGGCUACGCGAUAAUUUGCAAGACGAUACCUACCCCUUUUACAAGCAAUGAUUCUGCUCCAUUCACGCAGGAUCAGUGGGACGGAAUCGCAUCGUCACUCACGGGUUCAGCUGCAAUCGCCUUCCCAGGUUUUGGUGUAUUCUUAGUCACACUGUUAAGUAUGACAGCACCGUGA
Messenger RNA from Eimeria tenella, 774 nucleotides. RefSeq names its product SAG family member. The record is from RefSeq and is a predicted model, not a curated record. The transcript has 4 exons. Lineage: Eukaryota; Apicomplexa; Conoidasida; Eucoccidiorida; Eimeriidae. Bases 1 to 774 code for a protein of 257 amino acids.